AAACAUUUUACUCAUUUUUUUUAAUUAACUAGUGGACAAGUGAAUUGUGGUUCCUACGUGUCUUCCACACCUGUUCACCCUCAACCUCCCUCCCUACACACCAACCUAUCCACUCACUUCCGCUCUCAAUCCACACUUCAACCACUGCUCAACCAACCAUGGCACAAGAUCCUAGCAGUGUUUCACCUUACGAUGAAGCAAUGGACGCUUUAUCAUCUCUAAUCACUCAAAAAAGCCGUGCAGAUCAGACCAACGCUGGCCUUCGAUUCGAACUCAUGUUCGACUAUGUUAAGAUUUUGGAUUUGGAGGACUCGAUUUCCAAGAUGAAGAUUAUUCAUGUAGCAGGGACUAAAGGAAAGGGAUCAACGUGCACCUUUACUGAGGCCAUACUGCGUAAUUGUGGCUUUCGUACAGGGCUUUUUACGUCUCCUCACCUUAUUGAUGUUCGGGAGAGGUUUCGGUUGGAUGGUGAGGAUAUAAGUGAAGAGAAGUUUUUGGCAUACUUCUGGUGGUGUUGGGAUAGACUGAAGGAAAAGUGCACUGAAGAUAUACCAAUGCCAAAUUUAUUCCGCUUCCUUGCUUUACUUGCUUUCAAAACCUUUGCAGCAGAGCAAGUAGAUGUUGCUAUUAUGGAGGUUGGAUUAGGUGGAAAGUUUGAUGCAACGAAUGUGGUUCAGACACCCGUUGUAUGUGGUAUUGCGUCCCUGGGGUAUGACCACACAGAAAUUCUAGGAGAUACUCUUGCAGCAAUUGCUGGGGAGAAGGCUGGCAUCUUUAAGAAAGGUGUUCCUGCGUUUACCGUGCCCCAACCAGAUGAAGCUAUGGAAGUGCUCAAAGAGAAAGCUGCACAGUUGGAUGUGCCACUUCAAGUAGCAUAUCCGUUGGAUAGCAAAUUGCUAAAUGGGUUAAAUCUCGGGCUUGUAGGCGAUCACCAGUACGUAAAUGCGGGGCUCGCCAUCAAGUUAUGCUCCACAUGGCUCCAAAGCACUGGUCAUCUCGAACCCGAUUCCAUUGACCAGAACAAUUCACUACCCCAGCAGUUCAUGAAAGGGCUAACGACAGCAACAUUACAAGGACGCGCCCAAAUCAUUCGCGACCCGUCACCCGAUAUUGAAAGUGUAGGGGACCUUGUGUUUUAUUUGGAUGGGGCCCAUAGUCCCGAAAGCAUGGAAGUUUGUGCAAAUUGGUUUUCUCUUGCAAUAAAAGAAGAUGACAGACAACAAAAAGCUUCUAAUGAAAUUGUACCUCUCAACAAUAGUGAAACCGCAAGCAAGAACUCCACACAGAUAUUAUUGUUUAACUGUAUGUCGGUGCGGGAUCCACAGUUGCUUCUUCCUCGACUGGUGAAAACAUGUGGUGGUCAUGGUAUAAACUUUAAUAAGGCGCUAUUUGUACCAAACAUGUCCCUUUACACGAAAGUUGGAUCAACCUCAUCGUUAUCAUCAACUGAUCCCGUAGCUGAUCUGUCAUGGCAAUUAACACUUCAAAGAGUAUGGGAGAAUAUCGUAUUUGGUGAAAGAGGGAAUACCAAUAACAGUGACGCGAUUUCUGUUGACGGAAAAGAUUGUAGCGAAACGAUAGUUAAAAGUUGUGAAAACAGCAUGGUGUUUUCAUCGCUUCCGUUGGCUAUCAAGUGGCUGAGAGAUGCUGCUAAACAAAAUAAGUCUGUUCGAAUGCAGGUUCUUGUAACGGGGUCAUUACAUUUGGUUGGUGAUGUCAUGAAAUUACUGAAGAAAUGAGUUUUGCAAACAUUUUGUUGGAUCGAUAUGAAAUCACUCACCAUAGGUACCUGAUAUAAAGGUCUUCAAAUGCGAUUUUGAAGGCUGCGAAUGUAUACACAACACAAAUGUGGUCUCCUUUUGUUUUCCAGUUUUCUAAAGCUAUUGUUUGGUUCUUGUUGGUUUUUAAUUGUUAUGUAAUCUUUGAUUUUGGACAUGUGUAUGUUUUUUAAGUGAUACUUUAUCUCUUAUAUCAAAACGCCGCACAACAUUUAUUGACAA
Helianthus annuus (common sunflower) is the source of this 2000-nucleotide messenger RNA. RefSeq names its product folylpolyglutamate synthase. Gene Ontology annotation, cellular component: mitochondrion; cytosol; cytoplasm. The transcript has 16 exons. The coding region runs from base 159 to 1739 and encodes 526 amino acids. The record is from RefSeq and is a predicted model, not a curated record. NCBI's taxonomy places the organism in Eukaryota, Viridiplantae, Streptophyta, Magnoliopsida, Asterales, Asteraceae. Gene Ontology annotation, molecular function: tetrahydrofolylpolyglutamate synthase activity; ATP binding. Gene Ontology annotation, biological process: tetrahydrofolylpolyglutamate biosynthetic process.